CGCGCGGAGCCACCUGGACAAUUGUCUCUAUAAUCGACGUUUUGUUUCGUUGUGCUUUUUGUAUAUCAUUAAGGUGUUUUUUGAAGCAUUACGCAUUUUGUUUUUGUCAGCAAAUUCACCAUCAAGCCUCGGAGCCAGCUGAGAUGUGCGGGGCAAACGACCUGCCAAAUAAAGGUGGUGGAAGUGUCAACCAGCUCGGAGGGAUGUUUCUCAACGGCAGACCUCUUCCGGAGUCCAAAAGGAGGAAAAUGAUCGAGCUGGCCUCGGAGGGAGUCCGGCCGAGCCAGAUCUCCAGGAUACUGCGGGUGUCCAACGGGUGCGUCAGUAAGAUCCUGAGUCGAUACCAACGCACUGGACUCCUGCAGCCGAAAACCAUCGGAGGAAGCCGGCCACGCCUCCUAACCCCCGGGGUCAUCACCACAAUCAUCCAGUGCAAAAGGGAAAAUCCAACCAUUUUUGCCUGGGAGAUUCGAAAACUACUUUCAUCAGCACGAAUAUGCAAAGCCUCCAAAGUUCCCAGCGUGUCGUCUAUAAAUCGGAUUCUAAGGAAGAUUCACUUGGACCAUGGACCGAUGUGCAUGGAGACCAAUGCCCACAUCCGGACAGAGCAGGAUUUAGAUUCCCUGAUUCAAGAAGAAGUGAACGAGAGAACGAUGUUUGAGGCAGUAUGCAGCAAUGACCAGAAGCCUAAAGGUGUUCAGCAGCGAAACCGAACCACCUUCACCCCGGAGCAGAGCACGGCACUCGAGCAAGAGUUCUCUCACAGCCAGUAUGCAGAUAUGUACAUGAGAGAGAAACUGUCAGCCCAAGUCAAACUUCCUGAGGACACCAUCAAGGUCUGGUUUUCGAACAGACGGGCUAAAUGGAGAAGGGAGGCCAAACACAGAUGUGCCGCACAGAGUAAGAGUUAA
Eleginops maclovinus (Patagonian blennie) is the source of this 911-nucleotide messenger RNA. RefSeq names its product paired box 4 (gene pax4). Gene Ontology annotation, molecular function: DNA-binding transcription factor activity, RNA polymerase II-specific; RNA polymerase II cis-regulatory region sequence-specific DNA binding. Gene Ontology annotation, biological process: regulation of transcription by RNA polymerase II; anatomical structure development. The record is from RefSeq and is a predicted model, not a curated record. Lineage: Eukaryota; Metazoa; Chordata; Actinopteri; Perciformes; Eleginopidae. The transcript has 7 exons. Bases 144 to 911 code for a protein of 255 amino acids.